AGGUUAUGGUUAUUAAACAAAUUUAAAUGAACCAUAUUUUACAAUGGCAUAAAGUUUAUUAUUUAUAAAUUGUUACACGCCCACAUAAGUCAUGGUUUGCGAAAAAAUUCGUUAUAGUCUAGAUAGAUUAAAUUUUAUUUUGCUAAUAAAAUAAAAUUAAAACAAAUACCCAAACAUGAAAACUACAGAUAAAGAAUGUGAAGUAAAGAAGAUAAAUAUGAAAAAUACAAGAUGGAAAAUUUGUUUAAUUUGCGAGAGGCUUACUCUUGAAAAAUGGUUCUAUUUUUCUGUUUGGGUUGGAUCCAUUAUGUAUGGAAUUUAUUAUUUUGCAAAAAGUUCCAAUGAUUUUUUUAGAAAUUAUGUUGAUUAUUACGACGAUUUUGAAGAAGGGACAUUUUUAAAUAGGAAAAGGGACCAAUCAGAUGGAGAAUUUGAAGAAAUCAGUUCCAUUUUUAAACAAUUUGGGACUUUAAUGUUUGCCAGCCUUAUUAUUUUCGAAAUACAAAGAAAAUUUACCAACAACAAAGAGUUUUUAAAGUUAACCCAGAUAUUUAUAAGUUUUUAUGGGUUGAUUCACAAUUUUGGUUUCAAAUACUUUUUUGUAUUGCUCUCCCAACCACUGAUAUACACAGCAAUAGUUUAUAAUUUUAAAAAUAAAGCACCCCUAUACAUAUUAGUUGUGUUUAAUAUAAUUUGGAGCAAAUGGAUGUUUACAAUGUUUAUCAUCCAUAAAGUGUUUGAUGAACUUAGUAUUAUUGUAGCUUUUGUUGGCUAUGGCUGGAGUAUUUUAAAAUGUUCUUGUUUUUAUUUUGAAAGCAAUGUGGUUACAAAAAGUACAUUCAUAGACUUAUUGGAAUUCGUUUUUUAUUUGCCCACGUUUUUUUAUGGGCCUAUUUUAAUGUAUACUGACUAUGAAGAAAAGUACAAUUUUGAAAAAUAUAAACCUUUAAGAGAAAGGGCUCUAAGUUUGUUGAAAAAUGGUUUAAGGAUAUUGUUUUGGUAUGUUUUUACCUACAUAUUAUUGCACUAUCUCUACAUAAGUGCUAUGAGAGUUGAGGCUUUGUAUGAUUUUGAUAGUACCAGCCUUUAUGCCUAUGGUUUUUUGAUGGGAACCUAUUUUCAAUUAAAAUAUCUGAUAUUAUAUGGAAUUGGAACUAUGUUUGCGUCUUUCUACAAUAUUCCAGUUCCAGCUUUACCAAGAUGCAUUGGAAGAAUACAUUUGUAUUCUGACAUGUGGAAAUAUUUUGAUGUUGGAUUAUACCAUUAUUUAGUGAAGUACAUUUAUAAACCAUCAUUAUUUUCUAAAUCUUUUCUUAAUAAGAUAUUCUCUGGUGCCUUAACGUUUAUAUUUAUUUGGUGCUGGCAUGGGAUGACCCAUCAAAUAUUUUUAUGGUCAAUGUAUAACUUCUUGGUCAUUAUAAUCGAAAACGUGGGGAUUGCAUUAUAUCAGACCGAAUUCGUGAAAGGCUUAGAACAAACUUUUGGGCAAUUUUAUUUCCAAAAACUAAAACAUUUUUGUAUAGGCUGUUUAAUGAUUUUAAACAGCAUUUCAAAUUUUCAUUUUUUGGGUAGUACUGAGGUGGCAAAUGUAUUUUUUGAGAGAAUAUAUCGAGAUCCUAUACAAAAAACAGCAAUUCUGAUAUUUUUAUUAUUCUCUUUAAGUGAAUUUUCCGAUACCAUUAGGGAUGUGCCAGCUGCUGUUAUGUGAAAUAUCAUACUUUUUAUUAAAUUUAUAAAUAAUAUUUGAGUUUCAUUUUAUGUUAAAAAGGGCCAAUACAUACUAAUAAACAAAAUUUUAUAAUUAAUAGCGAGUAUAAAUAUAUCUUAAUUUUAAUCACAUGGUAAUAUCCUCUUACUACAGUCUUUUAGUAAAAGAAUUUUUAACGCUCGUCGCAUUCUUUUUUCUGUUCAUUUCCAGUUUUUUUAAAGCUUCCUGUCUUUUCCUUUCUAUUAUUUCCUGUUGUUUUUUUGCUUCUAAUUUGGCCAAAGCUUGUAGUCUCUUUUUCUCAAUUUCUUCUGGGGAACAUUUCAUUGGUGAACAAAGA
Molecule: messenger RNA, 2045 nt
Organism: Brassicogethes aeneus
Lineage: Eukaryota; Metazoa; Arthropoda; Insecta; Coleoptera; Nitidulidae
Source: the annotation of a GenBank genome assembly